AUGCGGAUGUGGGCGGUAUCAGGCAAUUGGGUCUUGCCUGUAUUUGACGAUGACGAUGACGAAGAAGAGUCUGCGACUAUGAGCACUAACACCACCCCCCAGGUCUUCCGCUGGACCGCCCUCGGCGCGGGUGUCAUCUACGGCGCCGCGCACAGCUUCUCAAUCACCUCUGCGCGAAAGGCCAAGCACGCGGCCGACGAGUGGGCGCACAAGGAGGCUCUGAUUGCGCAGGCCAAGGCCGAGUACGCAAAGCUGCACCCCAAGCCUGUCGCUGCUGCUGGCGCCACUCUCGAUCUGUCGGAUCCUAACUUUGACUACGCCAAGUUUCUGGAAUCUGCUCUUGCCGAGUAA
Molecule: messenger RNA, 351 nt
Organism: Myxozyma melibiosi
Lineage: Eukaryota; Fungi; Ascomycota; Lipomycetes; Lipomycetales; Lipomycetaceae
Product: ATP synthase E chain-domain-containing protein
Exons: 2
Coding region: 1-351 (116 amino acids)
Biological process (GO): proton motive force-driven ATP synthesis
Molecular function (GO): proton transmembrane transporter activity
Source: RefSeq, a predicted model, not a curated record